Messenger RNA from Sporothrix brasiliensis 5110, 1278 nucleotides. Its product is annotated as aspartate aminotransferase, mitochondrial. The record is from RefSeq and is a predicted model, not a curated record. The transcript is spliced from 2 exons. Gene Ontology annotation, cellular component: mitochondrion. NCBI's taxonomy places the organism in Eukaryota, Fungi, Ascomycota, Sordariomycetes, Ophiostomatales, Ophiostomataceae. Gene Ontology annotation, molecular function: L-aspartate:2-oxoglutarate transaminase activity; pyridoxal phosphate binding. Bases 1 to 1278 code for a protein of 425 amino acids. Gene Ontology annotation, biological process: biosynthetic process; L-aspartate catabolic process.
AUGCUAUCUGUCCUGAGACUGUCGGCACGCCAGGCCGGUGUCGCCAGCCGGCGCGCCGGUGCUGUUGCGGUGCCUGCCGGUCGCUUUGCUUCGUCGUGGGCCAACGUGCCCCAAGGCAUCACGGAAGCCUUCAAGGCCGACUCGUUCCCGGAAAAGAUCAACCUCGGUGUCGGCGCCUACCGCGACGAUGCCGGCAAGCCGUACGUCCUGCCGUCCGUGCGGACCGCCGAGGACAAGGUGAUUGCCCAGCGCCUCAACAAGGAGUACGCCGGCAUCACCGGCCUGCCCGACUUCACCAAGGGCGCCGCCGAGCUCGCCUACGGCGCCGACAGCCCGGCCCUCGGCCGCAUCGCCAUCACCCAGUCCAUUUCCGGCACGGGUGCCCUGCGCAUCGGCGCGGCCUUCCUCGAGCGCUUCUACCCCGGCGGCGCCGACCGGCCCAAGGAGAUCUACAUCCCGACGCCCUCGUGGGCCAACCACAACGCCGUCUUCACCGACGCCGGCCUGACCGUCAAGAAGUACCGCUACUACGACCCGGCCACCAUCGGCCUCGACUUUGAGGGCCUGCUGGCCGACGUGCGCGCCGCCCCCAAGGGCUCCGUCUUCAUGCUGCACGCCUGCGCGCACAACCCCACGGGCGUCGACCCCACGGAGGCGCAGUGGGUCGAGAUCGAGGCGGCCGUCCGGGCGGCGGGCCACUCCGUCUUCUUCGACAUGGCCUACCAGGGCUUCGCGUCGGGCGACGCCGCCAAGGACGCCUUUGCGCUGCGCUACUUUGUCAGCAAGGGCCACCAGCCGGUGCUGUCGCAGUCGUUUGCCAAGAACAUGGGCCUCUACGGCGAGCGCGUCGGCGCCUUUAGCGUCGUCUGCGCCGACGCCGCCGAGGUGAAGCGCGUCGACUCGCAGAUCAAGAUCCUCGUGCGCCCCCUCUACUCGAACCCGCCCGUGCACGGCGCGCGCAUCGCCGGCACCAUCCUGGGCGACGCCGCCCUCAAGGCGCAGUGGCUGGGCGAGGUCAAGGGCAUGGCCGACCGCAUCAUUGCCAUGCGCAAGCUGCUGCGCGACAACCUCGAGGCGCUGGGCAGCAAGCACGACUGGUCGCACAUUACGAGCCAGAUUGGCAUGUUUGCCUACACGGGCCUGAAGCCCGAGCAGAUGGACGCGCUGGCCAAGGAGCACUCCGUGUACGCCACCAAGGACGGCCGCAUCUCGGUGGCCGGCAUCACGAGCGCCAACGUCGGCCGCCUGGCCGAGGCCAUCUUCAAGGUCACGGGUUAA